AUGACAACCCCUGAAGGAGCUGAACUCUGCUACCCUCGACUCCACAACUUGUCCUGCAAGAAGACCGUGCAGCCUCACUCAGAGUCCACGCUCAUUUGCAUUUUACUGUCCUCCAUCUCUGUGCUCACUGUGCUCCUGAACCUGCUGCUCAUCAUCGCCAUCUCCCACUUCAAGAAGCUGCACACUCCCACCAACCUCCUCCUCCUCUCUCUGGCCUUCUCUGAUUUCUUUGUGGGAUUCCUCAUGGCCGUUCCAAUAAUGCUCAUCGAGGGCUGCUGGUACAUCGGUGACAUGAUGUGCGCUGUCUAUUAUAUUUUGGGCUGUAUUACCACUGCAGCUUCGGCAGGAACAGUGGUGCUCAUAUCUAUUGAUCGCUACAUGGCUAUUUGUGAUCCCCUGCAUUAUCCCACCAAAGUCACACAAAGCAGAGCAAACAUGUGUAUUUCAGUUUGUUGGGUGUCUUCUAUGUUAUUUCACUGUAUGGUGCUGAGGGAUAACAUAAAACAACCUGGCAGGUAUAACACUUGCUAUGGAGAGUGUAUCGUUGUUGUGGAUUAUGUUACUGGAAUCGCUGAUAUUUUCUUUUCGUUUGUUUUUCCCGUCACUGUCAUCACAGUUCUGUACAUUCGAGUGUUUGUGGUGGCUGUGUCUCAGGCUCGUGCCAUGAGGUCUCAGGUUACUGCUGUCACACUUCAGGGUUCGGUGAAAGUAACUGUCAACAAAUCUGAGAUGAAAGCAGCCAGGACUCUGGGGGUUGUUGUCAUUGCAUUUCUAAUAUGUCUUCUUCCAUAUUACUGUGUGAUGCUCACCGGUCAAGAUGCCUAUAUUGAUGCUUCAAAAGCUCCCUUCUUGAUAUCUAUUUACUAUUUCAAUUCAUUCCUCAACCCUCUGAUUUAUGCUCUGUUCUACCCCUGGUCCAGAGAAUCUAUUAAACUCAUCGUUACAUGUCAGAUACUGAGGCCUGGCUCCUGUUAUACCAGCUUCACGAGUCACUGA
Molecule: messenger RNA, 996 nt
Organism: Salarias fasciatus (jewelled blenny)
Lineage: Eukaryota; Metazoa; Chordata; Actinopteri; Blenniiformes; Blenniidae
Product: trace amine-associated receptor 8a-like
Exons: 2
Coding region: 1-996 (331 amino acids)
Biological process (GO): G protein-coupled receptor signaling pathway
Cellular component (GO): membrane
Molecular function (GO): trace-amine receptor activity
Source: RefSeq, a predicted model, not a curated record